Messenger RNA from Papaver somniferum (opium poppy), 1026 nucleotides. RefSeq lists its product as uncharacterized. NCBI's taxonomy places the organism in Eukaryota, Viridiplantae, Streptophyta, Magnoliopsida, Ranunculales, Papaveraceae. The record is from RefSeq and is a predicted model, not a curated record. Bases 1 to 1026 code for a protein of 341 amino acids. The transcript has a single exon.
AUGCCGCAUCUAAACACCGCGAUAGACAAAAUCUGGGAAGCUGUAAUUUUAAUGGAAGACAUCCCAGAACCACCAAACAUGGGAAAUGAGACACCACCAGGGAGAAGAAGUAGAGAAUUAUGUGCUUACCAUCGUUUCCUCGGUCACACCACCAGUAAUUGUAGAAAUGUGAAGAAAAUUACACUCAGAAUGAUUGAUCAGGGGAAGCUAAACCAUUUUCUAGUGCGACCACAACAGAAUCUACCACCACCACCAGAAGGGCAUGCACAAGAUGUGGAAACAAGAAGGCACACCUAUCUGAUUGAAGUAGGUGCGAAGGCAAAGAACUUAUAUUGCAAUUCGAUUAUAUAUUCUUUCAGAAGCAUAAAAUAUUUUCACGAUAAUGUCCUAAGACGAGUUUAUACAAGAGAUAGUGAUAGAAGAGAGAUACUCAACCUGGCCAAGGUAUCACCACUAAAAGAUAGGCAGAAACAACCUAUUUCUUUUACCGCAGAAGAAAUACCAGGAGGUGCAGAACAACACGAUAUCCCAUUAGUGGUUAAGUUGGAAAUCAACCCAAAUACAAAAACUGAUGAAGAUGCGGAGGAUGACGCAAAUACAUGGGCUAUAAAUAGAAUACUGAUAGAUCCUGCCAGUUCAGUUAAUAUAUUGUUCUAUCACACAUACAAAACUAUGGGUGGAAGGGAUGAGAACCUCAUCCCAUCAACUUAUAAGAUAUACAGUUUCAACGGUACAACCAAUAAGCCAAAGGGAGAAAUAACGAUGCGAAUUCCUCUAAAGAGCAUAUUCACAGAAAUAGUGUUUUGCGUUGUUGAUGUCGAAUCUCCGUAUAAUGCUUUGAUAGGAAGACCUUGGUUACACAUCAUUUUGGGUGUGGAUUCGACCUUCCAUCAAUGCAUCAAGUUCGCAUUACCUCAAGGUGUAGGAAUAAUAAGAGGAUAUCCGAUCGAGGGAAAGAACUGCCACGAGAUUGAUGUUGACAAAAGCGAAGAACGUGCAAGUAAGCGAAGAAAUUGGAAAAGGUAG